GUGAUGGGGAACAACGUGCUCUGUGUGUACAUGCAGGCAGCGGAUAAGACAACAAGCCACUCGCACUUCAUCACAGAACAUCACGGAGGACGCCGGCGCUCCAAAUCACUUCAUCCACUUUUGGAACAGACUGGUGACAGAAGGGACGACCUGUUAAGGAUUUCAAAGCAAAACCGCUUCUGACAUGCACUUUGAUAAGCCGCCAAAAGAGAAGCAGUGUUGCAGUCUGCCCACCGUGAAGAAACUCUUGGAGCGGAAGAGAAGACGCGAGACAUCGUCUGGUCAACCCUCCUGCCCCACGGCCAUCUCAAGUCCUCCUCUUCCUCCUCCUCCGACUACUGUCACGCAGUCACCUUCAGCGGAACAGUUUACCUGCACAGGCGCAUCGAGCAGCUACUCAGACAUGGCAGUGAGCUAUAAGCAGUGGACUCCAGCAGCAGAGUUGACCGCCGGUUACUACCACAACCAUCCAGACACCAGCUACGAUGCAGCCUACAGCAUCCCAAUGACAUCUGAAUACGGCACACAGCAGCACGUCUCGGGAUAUGAAGACACAAUGUCUCUAACAUACGGGAGCCCGAUGACUGCAGUUGCAGAUCCCGGCAUGGCGGCGGCUUGGUCCCAUUUGGGUUCCAAUCCGACCACACAGCUGAGUUUUGGGUCGCCAAUGGACGCCACUAAGCUGGAAGAGGCCAGGAUGCUGCUGAGCGGGAUGGACCCGAGCAGAGCGACUGGGCAGGAUGAAGAUGGAGACACCAUCCUGCACAUCUACACGGCCAAAGGGCUCAGGGAGUGCGCCUAUGCUGCUGCAGAGAGGUUGAGGGAUGCAGGUGAGCUGGAUGCUAAAGAGCACAAGGGAAAGACUGCUUUACUGGUGGCAGUGACAGCAAACCAACCUGAGAUUGUGCAAGAUCUUCUCUCCUUUGGCGCAGACAUCAAUGCCAGCGACGUCAAAGGACAAACGGCCCUUCAUCUGGCUGUCCACUAUGGUCUACCUGGGGUUCUUCAGGUAAUUCUGUCCAGCAGGCCGUCUGUCAACCUGGAGGCCCGCAAUUUUGAGGGUAUGACUCCUCUGCACUGUGCAGCCAUUUCUCACAGUGUCACCGUGAAGGCCUUGUCCAACUGUGCUCUGGCAGAUGUUGGUCUUCACACCAAGGCUGCGGAGAAGCUGUCCUGUGUGCAGAUGCUUCUCAGUGCCGGCGCGUCCCUACUCAGCCAGGAAAUCAAAAGUAACAAGACUGUGCUGCACUUGGCAGUAAAGGAGGGGAACAUCGAUCUGGUGAAUUACCUGCUGAUGAUUCCCAUGCAGAACGUGAAAGACUUUGUCAACUUGAAAGCGCAUGGUCACACUGCUUUGCACAUGGCAGCUGGUCUCCAUGGUAACCCCCACCAGGAGGAGAUACUGCAGCUGCUUCUGCGCAGAGGAGCCGACCCCAGUAUCCGCAACCUGGAGAAUGACCAGCCAGCUCACCUGCUGCAGAGCGGCCUCCAGGGAGACAAGCUCAAGCUCAUGCUGAAGAAACGAAGUGCUUCCUCUCGUCGACGUAUCGUGUCCUUGCAGGAGCAAGAAUGAAAGGAAAAUCCCCACUUGUUGGGAUUUACAGUAUUUUGUUAUGUUGCUUCGGGAAUCUCUGGCUUCUAUAGUAUCUCUUUAGAAAUAAUUUCCAUUAGAUGAGACAAAUUAUGCUUGAAUGCUUUACCUGCAAUUUAGUGCAUGUAAAAGGUGUAUAUUUAUUUAUCUUAUUGUUUAUGUGUAGGGAGAGGAUUUCAUUUCCAAAAAAAUCUAUGAGAAAAGAAAUUUUAAUUAAUUUUUGUCAAAACAGGCAUUUAACCUUUUAAAAUGAACCCCUUCAAACAAGAAAAUGAAGAGAUUCCACAGUGCAGAAUAGUAUUCCUUUUCCUAACAGGCUAAAGUUUAAAGUUGAUUUCUAUGAAAUCGUUUGUUUGACCAACAUUACUAUGUCCAUGUUAAAAAUGGCUAUAAAUGAAAAGGAGGUAUAACCUUUCAGUCUGUAUGCAUCAUACUUACAUGAGUAACAUCAAGUAAAAUUUUUCUUUGUGGAAAAAGAACCUUGACUAUAUGUAAAACAAUUAAGUAUUGAUAUGGUUGUGACAAAGAAUGUAUCACCUCACGUGAGUAAGUGUGGUGACAAACUGUCUGACUAACUACAUUAUAGCGAUGAGUCAUGAAGAAAAGUACAGAAAGACUCGUAUAUAAAGCUCCAUCAAAAUGUUUUGAUGCUCAUGGGGGCUUUUCAAUAGUCCCACUUACUUUAUUUAAAUACAUUUGCACCAUCCCACCAGAAAGAGAUAAUGUCCGCAGGAUUUAAGUGUCACCUGAGGUUUCUUCCUUUGUAAUUAACCAUAGUCAGAGGGGACAUGAGGUGGGGUUUUUGGUGGUAAUUUGAGUGAUUUAUUUGGUUUCAAUCUGCCUCUCACAUAUGAGUCGUUUUCUCAAGAAGUUGUAAUUCUUGUAAAACACACAGUGAAGAUCAAUCUAAUAAUAGCAACCUAAUAAUUAUAUUACACAUGUUAAGAUUGUUAAAGAAGACACUGAUAAAAUCAUCUU
Molecule: messenger RNA, 2569 nt
Organism: Pungitius pungitius (ninespine stickleback)
Lineage: Eukaryota; Metazoa; Chordata; Actinopteri; Perciformes; Gasterosteidae
Gene: nfkbid
Product: NF-kappa-B inhibitor delta
Exons: 12
Coding region: 185-1573 (462 amino acids)
Biological process (GO): regulation of gene expression
Cellular component (GO): nucleus
Molecular function (GO): protein binding
Source: RefSeq, a predicted model, not a curated record